AUGGAUAAUUGGAGGCUGUUGAACGAUUUACGGAAGUCUGUGUACUGUGGAAAGGGAGGCAAUCAUCGUGAGAAGCUGGAGGAGUUGGUGUACUUGGCAUCGAAAUCAAAUGAUGAAGAUCUUUUAAAGAGUGCACUAUUGCUUGAGAAGGAGAUUGAGUCUGUGAGUACCAAGCAAAAGAUCCUGUGGUUAACAUCUACUGUGAAUGGUAAUUUCUAUCCACCUCUGGAAGUUGACCUUGCUGGUCCAGUGCCUUGGGAAGGUACGCAUUUACUGGAACCAGGAUCUAAGAAUAUGGAAUCAAAAUAUCCCAAUAGGGCUCCGUUGAAGGUAGAAGAAACUUCGGAGCUGCUGCAGUGUAAAGAUAUUGACGAUUGUUCAUUUAUUGCAACAUUAAUUUGUAUGAGGGUUGAGAACGUAGAUCGUCCCAGGGUCAGACAAAUCGCGAAGAACCUGUACGUAGUCGAAUUACAUUUUAAUGGAUCAAAGCGGUUGGUCACCGUGGACACCUCGAAGAUACCUACAGAUACAGAUGGUAAGCAACUAUCGAUGCAUAGUAGUGACAUAGUCGACAAGAUUGUGGAGUUAGCUUAUUUGCAAGUGAAAGCGCAAUCAUAUGAAACAAGUGGCUCUAAUUGUGCAGUUGAUGCCUUCAGAUUAGUGGGCUUUUUACCAGAAAUUCUGGAUGCCCGGGAUUGUGAUGUCAAACAGCUCAUAAGGUAUUUCCAAUCAGGUUUAUGUCUCAUAGCGCUUGGUACAGGACCCGGGGUUUCAAAGGCUUCGGAGUUUCUCGUGGGAAACCAUGACUAUCCCGUUGUAGCGGUUGGAAAGACCUCAGAAUGUCUCGUAAUUCAGGACCCUCUGAAUCCAGCUCUUCAUUUCGAAGUAAACGGCGAUAAUCUGCGCAGACAUUACGAACAGGUUUACAUCAGCUGGUGUCAUUCAAAGCUCUUUGCUUACAAGACAUCUCUUCAUUUCUUUUACAACGGUGAAAAUUGUAAUCGGUUCAAUAGCAUUGUUGAUAAACCUACAUUCAUUCUGGAUAAUCACUCGAAGAUAAAGGAACCUGUGCAAAUACUGUUAGAGACGCAUCUAGAGGGAAGUUGUAAUUCAACUAGCGGAACCGCUUAUCUGAAGCAACUGCGGGAGGAUGUAUUACUUGACAAUAGCAGUACGCCUGAUGGUGCGACUAAUAUUAGACUGCAACUUUCAAAAUACGAAUUAAGUCCUGGGCAAAAAAUCAGACUGUUCUGUCAUUCUUCCAAAAGUAGCACCUUCUCGAUCCAUGCAUUCUCCAACUCUCAGCAGUUAACUAUAAUGCGAGAAGCUAAACGUCUUGAGGUAUCGAGCAUAGAAUUCGAGCCAAAUUUCAGUGCAACUACAGAUUCGUGUGAUUAUUUCAGAAAUCCUACAAUGAUGCUUCGUGUUGAGUCUCCAAUUAGCCAAGAAAUUUCUGUACAUUUACAGUUAAUGUCAGAAAGUCCUAAGGAUAUGAUAAACCUGCAGGUUUAUGCCUUGAAUGAUCAUACAUUGAAGAGACCAAUGGUCACUUUGGCCAGAUACGAAGGCCAGAAAUGUGAUAUCAGAGACUUAGCACUAAUCAGCAACACUUCAUAUAAAGUGGUUUGCUCUAGCUAUGCGACGCCCAUCUCUAGCAAAUUCAAACUCCUUGCAACACCUUCGAUCAGCUCAUCGCAUGCAAGAAUCACGUUUAAUCAAAUAUACCAGGAAUUCGGUGGUCUUCCAUAUCACGUUGAAAAGACUUUAGAGUGGUCAGAGGACACAAACAGGAUAAAGGUGCGCCUACUCAGCAAGAAUAAUAAUCGGUGCUUCAUACGUAUUGUUCCUCAAGUUCUGCCUCCUUUACUCUCAAUCCGCUGUAACGUAUAUGAUGGGGAGACUCAUCAGCAAAUCUGCAAAACCAACGAUUUUCUUAAACCAGGGCUAGCGGGCGUAGUGAUAGACCAGUUGGAAAUAGUUGAUUGUUCAGACAUUGUGCUUUUGAUAGAAAAAGAUGAUCCGAAGAUUCAAGGCAAGGUACUGGCUUCAUUACCGUUUAAGUUACUCAUCGGAUCACAAAGCAAACUCAGCUUAAAAGACUAA
Torulaspora delbrueckii is the source of this 2103-nucleotide messenger RNA. It is a transcript of the gene RIM13, whose product is annotated as Rim13p. The transcript has a single exon. Lineage: Eukaryota; Fungi; Ascomycota; Saccharomycetes; Saccharomycetales; Saccharomycetaceae. The coding region runs from base 1 to 2103 and encodes 700 amino acids. The record is from RefSeq and is a predicted model, not a curated record.